Messenger RNA from Oncorhynchus keta (chum salmon), 766 nucleotides. RefSeq names its product zinc finger protein with KRAB and SCAN domains 3-like. Gene Ontology annotation, molecular function: DNA-binding transcription factor activity; RNA polymerase II cis-regulatory region sequence-specific DNA binding. The record is from RefSeq and is a predicted model, not a curated record. Bases 37 to 597 code for a protein of 186 amino acids. The transcript is spliced from 2 exons. Gene Ontology annotation, biological process: regulation of transcription by RNA polymerase II. Lineage: Eukaryota; Metazoa; Chordata; Actinopteri; Salmoniformes; Salmonidae.
UUAGUCGCUAAUGAUAGCUAGCUAACACCCCCGACCAUGAGCUCUCUAAACUACUCCCCUCCUGUUAAAGAAGAGGGUAAAUGCUGGACGGAGAAAGAAGCUCAGGGGCUGAACAUUGUUGUGGAGGAGGAGGAAGAGGAGGAUGUCACAGUAAAACAAGUGGAGGGUGAGGUUGUUCCAGUGGAAAAAGAAGAGGAAGAUGCUGAUUUUGGAGUGAAGAAUGAUGGGGAGAUUACUGUCACAUUGAAAGAUGAAGAGGUGGAGAUAGGAGAUCUGAUUCACACCAGAGAGAGACGUGGAUCCUCUGGGGAGCCUCAGCAACCUCAUGAUGCUGACAAGGCAGAGAAGAGUCUCUCCACAUUUGAACACAAGAAACACCAGCAGAAACCCACAGGGAAGAGAACUCACCGCUCCUCUGACUGUGGGAAGAGAUUCACCUCAUCAACGGGCAUUAAAAUUCAUCAGAGAAUCCACACAGGAGGGAAACCUUUUAUCUGUACUCAAUGUGGGAAGAGUUUUACUCAAUCAGCCAGCCUAAUAUCACACCAGAGAACACACACAGAUGCGGGAAGAGUUUUACUCGGUCAACCGGCCUGAAAUCGCACCAGAGAACACACACAGGAGAGAAAAUAUAGAGCUGUGAUGAAUGUGGAAAGAGAUUUGUUACAUCUAACAGUCUGACAAAACACAGGAGAGAAACAGUAUAGCUGUGCUCAAUGUGGGAAGAGCUUUACUGAGUCUAGCUGUCUGACUAAACACCAGAGAA